AGCCUCACAUCUCCGAUAGUUAAUCGACAGCUAUCGGCAAACAGCAAUCGCGGCGACAGACGGGUCGCCGCCGCUCCUUUGUAGACGUCGCCGUUUUCGAGAUAUGACUGAAUUCUUCACACAUAAACAAAUCGAUGAAAUCCGUGAAUGUUUCAAUAUGUACAGCCAAGAUGGGAUUGUACAUUCCGUGCCACAAUUGCGAUGUAUCCUGAGGAGCCUUGGCUAUUCACCAACUGCAGCAAAAACUAAUGAAUAUUUCAAGAAAGCAAAAAAGCCUAUGGACUUCGCAACAUUUCUUGAAAUUGCCAAGGAGGAGCACAACAGUGGCGAUGAACUUACGGAGAUAAUAAAGGCAUUACGAGGUCUAGACAGAGACAAUAAACGAUCCAUACCGGCAAAGGAAUUGCGAGCAAUUUUGUCAUCGAUUGGAGAGCGAAUGAGUCAUCAGGAGAUUGAUAACCUCUUGAGUCAGGUCGCUGUCGGAGGUGUCGUGCCGCAUCAGAAGCUCAUUGAAUACAUUUCGAAAUAAUGCCAACAAAUCGACACUGCACUAAAUCUGUAUAUUUAUUUUUACAAUUCAGCUGAAUAUAUCUGUGAAAUAAAAUAUCACGAUAA
Messenger RNA from Cylicocyclus nassatus, 615 nucleotides. The record is from the annotation of a GenBank genome assembly. NCBI's taxonomy places the organism in Eukaryota, Metazoa, Nematoda, Chromadorea, Rhabditida, Strongylidae.